CUACUUCCGUCGAGUACUCGAUGUCGAGUAUCAACUUCCCAGAACGAGCCUGCUCUAAAGAUUCAGAUAGCCGAUGUCUGAAGAAAAAUCAACUCCACACGAACUUUCUAAAAAUGCUUUUGAAAAGCUGCCGGUUUCCUAACUGAUCAGAAGAUAAUAAAUCGAGCACCUGUCACCACGGACGGGUGACAACAAACAGCUCCAGGCACAUAUCCUUGAUGCUCCAUGGACUGCUUGCAUUCCUCCAGACAAGGUCUACAAAUGAGGAAAACUUAGAAAAAUCUGAAGGCGUAGCAACAUCUCCUUACGGUCAGUCUCGAGGUCUUAUCCCCAACAAUCCUCUAAAUAUUCAGAACCGUUUACGUCCAGCUGGAUGGGUGUCUCUUGAGUCGAGGCAGAACUAUGGAGUGUGAACUUGAGCCAUUGUCUUCAGGUGUUAUCAGUCCGGCUGCAAAGUUAAGACAGCAGUGUGGGUUGACAGAAGACGACAUUGACAUUGACAUCCGAAGGCGACUGCUGGUCUACUUGGCUAUUCAACCAGCUGAUCCUCGGGGCUUUGUGACAGAUACUACCGCAACAAAAAGGCUUCUUUCGUCCAAAUAAACCUCCCGGUCUGAGAACACAGUAGCGUGUAACGUUCUUCCUCAGAAACAUUCUAGUGUUGCAAAUUUCCAACAAUGGAGGCGGGAUCCUCUCCUAACAUACUGAGGGACGACUUUAAGGACUGCUUUGAAUGGCUGGUUCCGUGAUACUGUCCAGCAGCUAUGGACAGAAGUUGACGAUGUGCUCCACGGAAUCCUUAAUCGGUCCUACCCUACUUUCAUGAAACAAAUCAUGGGGGGCACAGGAGAGAAGGUGGAGGCCGGAACAGGGUUUUUGACUAGAGCAUUGUAGCAUUGUAGGUAUUGAAGUUUUGUCUUUAAAGCUCAGUCUGAAACCUGCAAAAUCCAUGUACGGGCGAGAGGCGGGAGGUCAAGGGAUAGACAAUGUUGAUUCAAUGGCCGCAAAGCUUGACACGGAUAGCCUUCACGAGCGUAUCUGAUCUUUUAAUCACAUUGUGGUUUUCACCAAAAGAUCUAUGAGUUCUGAUCGUUAGACUGUGCGAUGCUGUACGAUGAAGACUUUUGGAUCAGUAUGAAUUGAACCUAAGAUGCGAAUCAAAAAAGGGUAUUGCAUAACUCUUUUUCGUUCUUGUCUCGCUUUUAGCUCGU
Marchantia polymorpha subsp. ruderalis is the source of this 1211-nucleotide messenger RNA. NCBI's taxonomy places the organism in Eukaryota, Viridiplantae, Streptophyta, Marchantiopsida, Marchantiales, Marchantiaceae. The record is from the annotation of a GenBank genome assembly.